Molecule: messenger RNA, 1224 nt
Organism: Stegastes partitus (bicolor damselfish)
Lineage: Eukaryota; Metazoa; Chordata; Actinopteri; Pomacentridae
Gene: ndr2
Product: nodal-related 2
Exons: 3
Coding region: 1-1224 (407 amino acids)
Cellular component (GO): extracellular region
Molecular function (GO): growth factor activity; cytokine activity
Source: RefSeq, a predicted model, not a curated record
AUGCGCACAUUGGGAGCUCUGCGCAUCGCGCUGCACGCAUCUCUGCUGGCGCUGCUGCUGGCCCAGGAGACCCACCAGCCCCAGGAGACCCACCAGCCCCAGGAGAUCCACCAGCCCCAGGAGACCCACCAGCCCCAGGACGGAGGCUCCGUGAGGCCGCUGCCCCGCUUCUCCACCACGGAUCGACCCCCCGGGUAUCACCUGCCCAGCUACAUGAUGCACCUCUACAGGAACUUCAGGUCGAACUCCUCCGGACCGGCGGAUGCGAUGGAUGAGGACGCAGCGCGGCAGGCGGACACCGUGAAGAGCAUCAUGGCUAAAGCUUUGGCCUACAGACACCAGCACUGGGUGGUGACCUUUGACCUCCAUGCCCUGCUGGCUGACCAGCAGAUCCAGGCAGCAGAGCUGAGGAUCAGGCCUCCUGGGAGGCCGAGCGCCGCCAACGUCACGGUGGAGGUGUACCACCAGCGUGGCCAGGAGCUGCAGCUGGUGGGGGAACUGGACGACUCGUCGCUGGUCAGGUCGUCGCAGAGCUGGAAUGUGUUCAACAUGACUGGUCCUCUCCUGAACUGGCUCAGUCAAAAGCCCACGACGAGAAUGCGGCACAGGAGAGUGUCGAGGAAAAGGAAAGCGAUGCUGAAGAAGAGAGGCCUGGAUCAGCCGCUUCACGUGGUGAGCCCGAGGCCGGGGCACGACGUGAACGACCGCGCCCUGCUGCUCGUCUUCUCGCAAACGGCGUCGGACAAGAACCCGAAGGCCAAAGCCAGCUUGCUCCAUACAGCCGAGCAAUCCAAGUUCUUGUCUCCCGCCGAAAUCAGAAAGGACCGCCGGCUGAGGGGGCGCAGGAGAAGACGGGGUCAGAGGGAACACACAGUGAGAGGCCUUCAGGUGACCGAAAUAGGGAUGGAAAGGCCUCUGUGUCGUAGAGUCGAUCUGUAUGUUGACUUUAGUCAGAUAGGCUGGGGCUACUGGAUCGUCUUUCCCAAAAGAUACAACGCCUACCGCUGUGAGGGUUCCUGCCCCGGUCCUCUGGGAGAAGACAUGAAUCCAACGAACCACGCUUACAUGCAAAGUCUACUGAAACACUACCAACCCGACAGACUGGCAUCGCCCUGCUGCGCCCCGACCAAAAUGAGCUCGCUGAGCAUGCUGUACUACGAGAACGGAGAAAUGAUCCUGCGACACCACGAGGAGAUGGUUGUGGACGAGUGCGGCUGCCAUUGA